AUGUAUGACAGAAAACAGGUCUGGUUGUCCCAAGGCAAGCUAAUCAAAACAAAUUCAUCCAAGAUGUCAGAGUCAGUUGAAGAUUUAUUUCUGAGUCAAUUAAAGCAAAUCCAAGCUUCAUUGUUAAAACAAAACUCAACCAAAGAAGAAGAUUCUGUCCCCAUAAUAAAAAUAUCUAAAAAUGAUUCCAUGAAACGAAAAAUUGAUCAAAUUACAACCAAUCUUCAGAAGAAAGAGAUAGUCAUAAUAGCAAGUUAUUCCAAUGGUAUACCGAAACAGAUAUCUAUAACAGAAAUAGUAAAACAACAACUAAAAGACAAUGGAAAAAUAGUGAAACAAUUCAAUAAAUUAUCCAAGUUUGAAUCAAUAUCAAAUCCAAAUGAGAAGAAGAAGCCAGAAAAGGAACCCACGGAAGAUGAUGAAGCAUACAAGACUUGUUUGGAAAGUAUUCGUAGUCCUCAUAUGUUUAUAUUACCAACUAUGUAUAUUCUCCUUACUGUGGGUGAGCUGGUUGACCAGUUUGACCUCGGAGGAUGGACAAUUCAAUAG
This is a messenger RNA of Hemisphaericaspora subhashii, 549 nucleotides long. RefSeq lists its product as uncharacterized. The record is from RefSeq and is a predicted model, not a curated record. Gene Ontology annotation, molecular function: nucleic acid binding. Bases 1 to 549 code for a protein of 182 amino acids. The transcript has a single exon. NCBI's taxonomy places the organism in Eukaryota, Fungi, Ascomycota, Pichiomycetes, Serinales, Debaryomycetaceae.